UGGAUGUGACAGAUGCUGUUUUGUGGGGGUGGUGGGAUGGGAUUGUUCUGUUGAUGCCCUUUUAAUAGGCACAGUGUGGGACACAUGGUAUAGUUGCCCUUGACCUAUCAUCAGUAUACCGUCUCUUCUCACCAUCUCUGGCGUGUCCCACCCCCGUGCUGAGCCGGACCACCCUCUAAACUCAUAUCAGUCUCUCACCAAGGGAGUCAAUGGAGAGGAUUAAUACUCUGGAUAUAACCAAAAGACAGAUGUAGAGGAGAAAAGACCACAAGAGGAGAAUCGAUGGGAUUUUGUUUAGACUGAAUGACGAUUUGCAUUUUAAUUAUAUAGAAAAUUCUUCAGACAACUUGAUGGAUGGUAUUAUACAGCUGUUCUUGCUGCUUUGCCUUGGGAAAUUGGUUGGGGUUCAUCUUAAAGCAUUUUGACAAAAGAAAGACUCAACAAAAUCAGUUGAUUUCAAGCUUAAAAAAGACAAGUGUCCAGUAGAACAUUUGAAAGAAACCAGUGCACUUUAGUUGUUCAGUCCUGGAGAUGCAUACAGAUGAGAGAUCCUGCUGUGACUUCUGAAGUUACCUCUUUGGAAAUGCAUGAUGUUAUUUCAUAAGGUGAAGAUGAAGUGAGAUCUGUUGGGUUCCUUGGUCAUCAUGCCUGCUGAGGAGGAGGAGGAGGAGAACUCUCCACAACCUGUGUGGCAGUCCAUUCUUCUCUUUAGCUGCAAGGGAAUGAUCGAGGGAAUCAUCAUCCUCUUGUUUCUCUGGCUGCUGUUGCAGGUGCUCUUCACAAAGCAACUUGAAGUCCACUUGCAGAUUCUGCUGAGUGUGGGCUUGGUGGUUCUGUGUUUUUCACUUAUACUGGGAUGCAUCAUUUGUUGGUUAAAGACCAGACACAAACCACUCAAAGACAAAAAUACUGUGAGGACACCCCCUCCUCAUGAUUCUGUGGAUAACGUGAUUGUGUCUUUGAGUCCUGCCCUUUUAUCUGGAACCACAAUUACCAAAUUACAGUACGAGGGGCUGGAAGGAGAGGUUCAAGACUAUCCAUCUGCUUUUGAGAGCUCUACACCAUCUGAUGAAGAGUUGACUGCUGUCUCUGAGGUUAACAAGUCAUACUUCCCAAUGAGACAACUCAGUUCUCCAACCUCUUCUUUAUACAAGACCAUGGCCAGUGUUGGCUCCUCUCUUCCCUCUCUCCCAAGACUUAGUCUUCUCUCAAAGACCCGGAGGGUUCUGGAACGGCACUGCUCUGUGGCUGGAGAUAGUUACUCAUUUAGCGAACACAGAAGGCUCACUAUUCCCAACCCUCGAUCACCCUGUGCUCUUUCUCCACUUCAAACCCAAGGUCUAAUACAGGACGAAACUUUAUUUCCUAACUAUGGUUCAAAUUCUUCCAGUAAGACCUUAGAUCCCUUCUUGCACUUUACCCUGACCUUCUCUUCAACACAGAACACACUCACUGUAUCCUUAGUGGGCUUAACCGGCGUAGUCCAUCGUCUAGAAGAAGUGACUGUCCAGGCCAGGCUGCCCCCACUUUGCCCUGGACCUCUGGAUGUAUCUGCUCAAGAUUACAACCUUAGCUCUGGACUCUAUAAAAAGAACUUGGUGAUCAAUGUUGGAUCUCUGGAGGGGCUUAAGAGUUGCAUGCUCAGAUUGGACAUCAUCCAGGAUAAUCCAAAGACAUCCCUAUUUGAGGAGCUGGAAGUUUGCUGCAGUAGUCUGGACUGGACACCAGACAGGCCUGUCAGCUGCAUUAGAGAACUAAGGCAAGUUGUGGACAACUCCAAAGAGGACACUUCAUAGCUCUUGUUGUGAAACUACACUGUCUAAAACAUCCUCCCAGACAUCCGAAAUACCUAAACAUCCUGUUGUCUUUCAAAGACCAAGAGUGGCUCAUAUUUUAUUCAACAUGCGAGAGAGAUCAUGAGGUCUUCGGUAAGCUCCUUAUCUUGUUGAAGUACCAGAUUGUGGUCCAUUGGCUUACGGUUCUCAUUCUUAAAGCAGACAAUCUUACCAACCAGACUCCAGGUGAGAUUACAAUACACUAUUCUCACCCUCUCCCAAAUGGUACCAUUGACCUAAUAUCAGUUGGACUGUUAGCUAUACAAGUUUAUAGAUCAUGAUGACCACUCUGAAGUCCAGAACAGUGGACCUCUCAAAAGGGGGAUUGGGAGCACUUAAAAGCACCAUUUUGAACCCUAAAACAGGGCUCAUCACCUCCAAACCUGGACGGCCAGAGCUGAGCUUUAACCCUAUCCAAACACCCAAGUAAGUUCAUCAAAGUGUUGAGAGCUACUAGCAAAUAACAAUGGGGAUUUAAAACAGGAUUGUUAAAGUCUGCAAAACACUGGCCCCCAGGACUGGAGCUGGAUCCUGCUCCUGGAGGGCCACCAUUCUACAGAGUUUAGCUACCCCUGCCCAGACUCACAGACAUUUUCUAUUCCAAAUAGGGAAUAAAUCAUUGUAUUAUUCAGAAGGGUGCUCAUGGGCUAGUAUAUACCAUCAUUGUGCCCUUUCUCUAAGGCCAUACUGGUGAAGACAUCACAAUCGACUUCUACCUGGCAGUUUUUGUGAAUCAUAUCACCCAAAUGUGGACUUUGAGGAGGACUGUUAGAAAUGAGGAUGGCAUUUGGGACAGGGUCAUUAAUAGGAAAAGUUCCAUUUUUGUGUUUGAGUGGGGCCAAAAAGAUGAUUUGGUGAGCACAUCUGUGUUUAAUGAUUUUAUAGAGGUUGCAUUAAUUUUUUGCCUGAUUGAAGAAGGCAUGGUGACGUUUCCAUCACACAAGAUGGAUGCAGAGAGUCUAACUGAAAGGCUAAAAGUUAUGAAAAAUUCAAUUUAAUUCAAAAAAAACAUACUGAACAAAUGGGGGCAGAUUUCAUAAGCAAAUAAUUCACUUUCAUACUUGAUCUCCAUCUCAUAAAACACUACUUUCCUCUUCAAGUUUUAAAUUCUGUAUUAACCAAAUUUCACACAAAAACAUUACCCAAAGCUUAAAAUGUCAAGAGGUGCCAUAUUGUCCACAUACAGUGCAAAAUAGUUCCCAGAAAAUAGUUUAAAGUCCCGAGAGUGCAGGAAAGCAUAUUGCACCACAAAUCCCUCCUAUCAGGUAAAUGAAUAGAUUUGUCAUGACAGCACAUCUGCCAUAUGCAUACGGUAGUUCCAGCUUACAUGACUGUUAUGUAAAAGCUAAAGGAUUUAUCCAUCAUAAACUAAGCCUAAAUGUUUGCUUUUAAUGUUUGGGAUUAAAUGCUUGUCUUACGAGAGGCAAGAGCCACAGUAGAUCAGCCUAUUUUAAUGACACUAGUUUAAUCUCCCUCCCUCUUCAAUCUUUCAGGCAGCAGUUUGAUCCCUUUCAUUUCAGACCUGCUCAAAUCUCAGUAAAGGGAGGCCAUAGCCAUAAGGUCAUUUACUAAGAAUUUAUCUCCAUGGAUAACGCAUAUGAAAUUAUAUGGUGUAACAUUUGUUGUACAACUACAUAUGAACACUGGUUUUGAUAUUUAAGUAUAGAGAAAGAUGAAAUAACCUUUGCAAAUAAUAUUAUGCAGAUCAUGUACAUGUUUUUAAUAGACUAAUGUGGCCAUAAUGGUUGGGUGAUUUUUAUUUUUUAUAAUGCAUAUUUUAUUGAAUAUUUUAUUAUUUUCUUUUGGCAGAUAUUCGCCCUACUUGGUUUCAUUGGGCAUAUUCUUGUUGGUUUGGAAGCCAGUGAAGAAGGAUAGAUUUACUGUGUAGCACGAGUCAAGCAGAAACUGUGCAACAUCUUGUUAUUCAACCAUAAGUGCAAAAUGGAAAGUUGAAAUGACCUCAAAUCUGACUCAACCAUGGACAAAUAUUAAUGACCUUUAUAAUACUGGCAUUAUGUAUUCUAUGUAAGAAGACAUUUUGACUGUUUUAGAACAUGAACAUCUUUAAAUA
Molecule: messenger RNA, 3906 nt
Organism: Carassius carassius (crucian carp)
Lineage: Eukaryota; Metazoa; Chordata; Actinopteri; Cypriniformes; Cyprinidae
Exons: 2
Coding region: 645-1796 (383 amino acids)
Source: RefSeq, a predicted model, not a curated record